AUGGGUGCGCAUUCCGCAGGUCGUUGGUCCGACGUUGCGUUGGUUCUUGGUUGCCGUUUCCGGGUUUCGUCAAGUGCUGAAAGAAAAAAGGAGAGUUGUGGGUCUUGCAGAGCUCGUUGGCAAGCAUUCGAAUGGCUUUUUGCGAACCUGGAGGGUGGAGGCGAACAAAUGCCGGUCUUCAACUCGUCUCUGCGGGCUCCCCUCUUCGGACACACUCAAAGCCACUUCCGGACAAUCGGUUCUCGCGACCCGAUGAGUGGCAUCUUCACUGACCUCCUCCUCGACCGUUCCACGGCAAAUGGGCCGGAGGCGGUUUCGCAAUUCUGGCUAUGCUCGUCGAUGUUGGGGUGA
Protopolystoma xenopodis is the source of this 351-nucleotide messenger RNA. The record is from the annotation of a GenBank genome assembly. Lineage: Eukaryota; Metazoa; Platyhelminthes; Monogenea; Polystomatidea; Polystomatidae.